AAUGUCAGUCGUGACAUUACAACUUGGACAGUGUGGUAACCAAGUAGGGCACGAGUUGUUUGACGUGAUUAGCAACGACGCUAGCGACGUUCAAAGAAAAGUGUACAGUGAAUGCAGUCGUGAACGCUUCUUCAAUGAGACGACAAAUGGAGACCUGGUGGCACGGGCUGUUCUCAUUGACAUGGAGCCAAAAGUCAUCACGCAGAGUGUAGCCAAAGCUGCUAAGUCGGGGAGAUGGAGAUACGACGACCAGUCUCAAUUUAGUCAGAAGCAGGGCUCCGGAAACAACUGGGCCAACGGGUACUGUGUCCACGGCCCUCAUCACAAGGAGGUGAUGGAAGACCUGGUUCGGAGAGAGGUGGAGCUCUGUGACAGACUAGCUGGGUUCAUGGUCAUGAUGAGUGUAGCAGGGGGCACAGGGUCUGGCGUGGGCACAUAUGCUACUCAAUGUCUCAGAGACGCCUACCCAAACUCCUUCAUUCUCAAUCACCUGACCUGGCCUUAUGGCACUGGAGAGGUGAUAGUCCAGAACUACAACUCGGUCCUCACCUUGUCUCACCUCUACCAGCUCUCCGACGCCCUCCUGGUUCACGAGAACGACACUGUGCACAAAAUCUGCUCGCAGCUCAUGAACAUCAAACACAUAUCGUUCGGUGACGUCAACAGAGUCAUUGCUCACCAGCUGGGCAGCGUUCUACAGCCUGCUCUCACUGGGGAGUCCCACGGCGUCUACGGACGGAAUCCCCUGGGGGACCUGAUGAGCAGCCUGGUUUGUCACCCAGAGUACAAGCUGUUGAGCGUGUCUACCAUCCCCCAGAUGGCCAGCUCCUCCAUGGCCUACAGCAUAUUCUCCUGGCUUGGCCUGCUCAAACACCUGCGUCAGAUGCUCAUAGCAAAUACCAAGAUGGAGGAAGGUAUUGAUUGGCAGGUGCAAGCCCCAGUCCUCCCUGGCAUGGGUCGUGAUAGGUCUAGGAGCCACAUUAGGCAGGGAUUUAACCCAUCUGUGGCCAAUCUGCUCAUUUUGCGGGGGAAAGACGUGUACAGCGCAGAGACAGGUGGAUUUCAAGAAGCAGCCUUAUAUUCCCCUUGGCUUCCAGCAGAGGAGGCUUUCAGCACGUGGAAAACACCUGUCCCCUUCAACAGGUACGAGAAGUGUGCUACGCUGGUCAGCAACAGCCAGGCUCUCCUGGGCCCUCUGGAUAACAUGGUGGGGAAGGCCUGGAACAUGUUCGCCUCCAGGGCCUACAUUCACCAGUAUACCAAGUUUGGCAUCUCUGAGGAGGAUUUCCUUGACAGCUUCACAUCUCUGGAACAAGUCAUCUCCAGCUACAGUCAGCUGGGAUGCUAGCUGGAACAAGUCAUCUCCAGCUACAGUCAGCUGGGAUGCUAGCUGGAACAAGUCAUCUCCAGCUACAGUCAGCUAGCUGGAAUAAGUCAUCUCCAGCUACAGUCAGCUGGGAUGCUAGCUGGAAUAAGUCAUCUCCAGCUACAGUCAGCUAUGAUGCUAGCUGGAACAAGUCAUCUCCAGCUACAGUCAGCUGGGAUGCUAGCUGGAAUAAGUCAUCUCCAGCUACAGUCAGCUAGCUGGAACAAGUCAUCUCCAGCUACAGUCAGCUGGGAUGCUAGCUGCUGGGAAGGAUGAGAUCACUCAUGCUGGGCCAAGAAAGGACAUAACACUUGGGAUGGAAAAACAUGUUUACCCUUCAAUGGAGUAAUGUAAUGGAGUACCAUGUAAUUGUGUGUACAGUUAUAAGAAUACAUAUAUAAUAAUGGGGAAUUUUAAGAAUAUAAA
Molecule: messenger RNA, 1792 nt
Organism: Hypomesus transpacificus
Lineage: Eukaryota; Metazoa; Chordata; Actinopteri; Osmeriformes; Osmeridae
Gene: tubd1
Product: tubulin, delta 1
Exons: 8
Coding region: 2-1348 (448 amino acids)
Biological process (GO): microtubule cytoskeleton organization; mitotic cell cycle
Cellular component (GO): microtubule; cytoplasm
Molecular function (GO): GTP binding; structural constituent of cytoskeleton
Source: RefSeq, a predicted model, not a curated record